GAGAAAAACAGCACAUUACUUUCUCAUAAAAGAACUUCGAUCCUAGCCCACUAUAGAUUUGUAUAUCAAGGGAAUUCAAAAAUCUUUAAGAUCAACCCGAAAAUGGAAGGAAAGAUAAGGGAAGACGAGGAAUUCCAGAUUCCAGAGACGGAGUUGGAUCAUGUCGCCAAGUUUCUUCAAGGCAAGACCAUACUAAUCACUGGUGCAACUGGAUUUUUGGCCAAAGUCUUUAUCGAGGAAAUACUAAGGCAUCAACCAAAUGUGAAUAAGCUUUAUCUUAUUAUGAGAGCCUCGGAUGACAAAUCUGCCAUACAACGCUUGUAUGAUGAGGUCAUAAGCACUGAAUUGUUUAGGGUUCUUCACGAGACUUGGGGUUCGAAAUUCGAUCGAUUCAUAUCAAGUAAAGUGAUAGCCAUAGCCGGUGAUAUAUCUUUUGAAAAUUUGGGAGUGAAAGAUUUUAUAUUACGAGAAGAAAUCCAAAAUGAAAUAGAAAUCAUAGUAAAUGUUGCUGCCACAACUAGCUUCAGUGAAAGGUACGACGUUGCUUUGGACAUCAAUACAUUUGGAACUUUCAAUGUUUUGAACUUUGGAAAGAAAUGUGAUAAACUAAAAUUAUUUAUUCACGUAUCAACAGCUUAUGUGUGCGGUGAACAGGCAGGAAUGAUAUCAGAGAAACCGUUCUAUAUGGGUGAGACGUUGAGACAAACAAGCAAUUUAGACAUCUUUGAUGAGAAGAGAAUUAUGGAGGAAAAAUUAGAUCAAUUACGACAACAGUGUAGCCCAAAUGAAACAAUAACAAGAGCAAUGAAGGAACUUGGCUUCACAAGGGCCAAAUCAAAUGGGUGGCCAAAUACAUACGUGUUUACAAAGGCAAUGGGCGAGAUGCUUUUAGGGAAAUUCAAAGGAGAUGUUCCUCUUGUUGUUAUACGCCCCAGCAUGAUCUCAAGUACUUAUAAACAACCUUUCCCUGGGUGGAUUGAAGGCAUUAGAACCUUCGAUAGCAUUGUUGUCAGAUAUGGACAAGGAACGAUUUCAUGUUUUCUGGGAAACCCUAGCUCUCCCCUUGAUCUGGUACCAGUAGAUAUGGUGGUAAAUGCCAUGCUUGUGGCUAUGGAAGUUCAUUUUGCAGAUAAUCAAACUUCUAGUGAAACCAUUUACCAUGUCAGCUCCUCCUUUAGGAACCCAUUGAGAUACUCAGAUCUUCGCAAGUUUGCGUAUUGUUAUUUCUCUAAAAAUCCAUGCACCGAUAGAAACGGAAAGAAAGUGAAAGUUGGCAAACCAACCGUGUUUGACAAAGCUGAUAAGUUUUUUCUAUACAUGCGAGUCAAAUACGUGCUUCCACUCAAGGUGCUGUAUUUAAUGAAUAAACUUAGUUGUCAACGUUCCAAGGAAACACAUACAAAACUUGAUCGUAAAGUCAAGUCUGUAAUUCGAUUGGCUCAAUUUUACAAACCCUAUGCGUUCUUUGCAGGAAUCUUUGACUGCAGCAACUUAGAGGAGUUACAAAGGGUGGCUGAAGAGAGAGGCAUUGAUGUUGCUAAAUUUAACUUCGAUUCCAAAUAUAUCGACUGGGAAGAUUACAUCAUGAAUAUUCAUAUCCCGGGUCUUUUAAAGCAUGCAGUUAGGACUUGAUUAGUAUAUUUUACAUAAAAUAAUCUAUGGUAAACUAUCAGAUACCAACGAGUUUCAGGC
Molecule: messenger RNA, 1692 nt
Organism: Hibiscus syriacus
Lineage: Eukaryota; Viridiplantae; Streptophyta; Magnoliopsida; Malvales; Malvaceae
Product: fatty acyl-CoA reductase 3-like
Exons: 11
Coding region: 103-1632 (509 amino acids)
Biological process (GO): suberin biosynthetic process; long-chain fatty-acyl-CoA metabolic process
Cellular component (GO): intracellular membrane-bounded organelle
Molecular function (GO): alcohol-forming very long-chain fatty acyl-CoA reductase (NADP+) activity
Source: RefSeq, a predicted model, not a curated record